CAAAAAGCGGCCGUUUUUCCCGGUGAGCGACUGCAUGUACGGCCGUUGCCUUCUUACUUUCCCUUACGACGCUGACCACCAAAAUGCUCUUACCGUGAACAGCUCCACUUUUUGUUUUGGUUUUUAAAAAAAUAUUUUGGUCAACUUUUAAAACUGCCCUGGCGGAUGAAAAGAGAAUUCUACGACACUUGACCGAAGUUUGCGAGGAAGUCAAGCAGGUGGUACGGCGUCGGCGUCGGCGGCGUCGUCCUCGUCCUCGUCGGGAGUCAAGAAGUCAAGAAGUGUCGCUGAAGUGUGACCGAAGCGUGAGCUUGUCGCUUGUCACCAGAGUGUGAUAACGAGACAACAUGUCCAAAAUGUCCCAGGAGAGUUACGCCGCCCUGGACGAGUCCUCUCUCCGAGCUUUGCUGGAUGGAACCGCGGAUCUGGACGAGAGACGCAUCAUCCGUUCAGCCAUCCGCGAGUUGAGGAGGCAAGAGAUCGAGGACAUGGAGGCCGCGCUGGCCAGCAAGAGGUUUCGCCACACACGACUCAAACAGCAGGAGGACAAGGAAAACCAGCACAGGUCAGAAUCCAGUGAGGCCUUGGCUGUCCUGUCACACAAACUAAAAGCAAUCAGAGAUGUCGACGAACUCACCAAGAUGCUUCGUGCUGCCAGCGAAUACGAGGAGAGGAAGAUGAUCAGAGCAGCCAUUCGGCAAAUCAGAGACGAACAGCAACAAGUGGAGAGAGUUAAAGACCCUGGUCGCGGCCUGGAGACAGAGAGUCUGGAGACCCAGAGCAUCAAGGGGACUGUGGGGAGAGAGCAGGACUGUGAACAAGACCACAUCAAAUCUCAGAUCCGUGAGUUGCGUGGCCAGCAGACGAACCUAAGCAGAGAACUACAGAGACUAGGCUCAAACUCCGGCAUGGUGCUCGUUCUUGACCACCUGGUGAAAGAGGAUGGCUCUGGACCUCUGCUGAUUCAGCCCCAGAGAGAAGCGGUGGCCACAGAGCCUAACCUGGUCCUGACCAGCCGUCAGAGAUCCGAUUCUACAGUUUCAGACUGCAGCGUGGCCUCUUUACUUUCCAGAUCCAAUAUGGAUUCUGUGACUACAGAAAAGAGCCUGAGCUUGACCUACAGAGCUCGUUCAGACUCUGGAGCCUCAGACAGAAGCGAGCGCUCCUCUCAGCGCAGCAGACAAGACUCUGGCGCCUCAGAGCACACUAUCGACUCCCAAUCUUGCAUCAAUCAAACACCGGGCUCAGAUGUCCCUGAUUCUUUUGUCAGGAACCCUUUAUAUUCUGGAGUUUUUGACAGCAUUGAUUUGUCAAGAAAACGCAAUGACUCUGUCACGUCAGAUCGCAGUGUGAGUAUGUCCUCUGAAGAGCGGUGUCCAGCAGAGGAAGAGGAGGUGGAUACGAGCAUCUCGGCUCACAGUACCGACUCAGAAACUGAGACCAGAAGCCAAGGUGUAGACACCCUCCAGAGCCACCUUGUCGACCAGGAUCUUCCGGAUGGGUCUGUCUUGUCUCGCAGAACGCUUGAAACUGGCCCGGUCAAUGGUGUUGCUGAAGGAAAACACGAUGAGACGCCACCAUGUGAUGGAACCUUCACUCAAGCAAAGGAUGCCGCACCUGAAAAGAAAGAUGUUCUGCCAGAACAGUCCAAGCGCAGCAACUCUGUACGCGAUCGGAUGCGCAAGUUCAACGAGGCCAGUCAGACCGCGAUAUUCCCUGCCUUGAGGAAGACUCCUCUGAGCAGCAGCGGCCAGACAAACUUCUCCAGAUCUGCGGAGCGGUUUACUCCCCCUGCAACAUCCCUCAUCUCCUCUGGCAACAGGCCAGCUUGGGCGCGCGUCGACACUGCAGCUCGCACCUCCGUCGCAUCCAAGGGUCAGGCCGCACCUCAGCUCAGAGGCGGGGCUAACAAACCCCUGUCUUCAACCGGCCAAUCCCUGCAGUCCAUGGGUGGUACAAGGCACCCGGCUGAAAAGAGUGGGCCCGUCUUGAGGGAUUCAAAGGAAGGCCAGACCCCAGGGAGAGAAGCUGGACAGCAGCAUACCCAAGAAGAGGCAGACACAGACAUGAAGACCUUCCUCACCAUUGAGAUCAAGGAUGGUCGCACCGCGUCCUCCCAGAGGGGCAACGUUGUCCCCGUCAGCAACAUGACCCCGCGCAUCACCACUAAUGCUCUGGGGCAGAGAACAGAUCUGACCUUUGGCCUCAGAGCUACGCCAUUCAAGAUCUCCUCUUCCUCCAGCAUCUCUUCCAGAUCCUCCAUCAAGAUGGAGACAGAGCCUGUCGCCGCGUCAGAGCUGACGUUUUCAUCCGGGCCCUCAGUCCAGGUGCACAUGCCCACCAUCCCAAAUGGUUCCACGAUCCAGACUAACGCCGAGGAGUGUCCCGGAAAACUGACUGCUGACCAGUUGGCUGCCAUUGAGGAUGAAGAGCUCCUUGAUAAAAUGCUUGACGAGUCCAAAGAUUUUGAGGAGAGGAAAAUGAUCCGUGCAGCCAUGAGGGACCUUCGCAAGAAAAAGAGAGAAGCCAUGCUGGGGUGUACUCAAGAGGAAAUAGACCAGAGGGAAAAAGAACGCGACACUCGCCUGCAGGAGCUGCGGCAGCAAAGAGACGAGCGUUCAAACAAAAGUCGUGCAGGAGUCGGCGCGGGAGAAGUGGUGAUGAGGAAGGUGGAGAAGUCUGCAGAUGGCUCCACCCUUAGCCAAGUCACCAAGACGGACCGCUUCGCUCAGUCCGAUGAUGGGAGCAGAUCGUCUCGCAGCACUGUUGUUGAAGCUAGUUAUGUGCAGAAAACAGACAGAGGGACAGUCCAGUCUAAAUCAUACAGCUACACAUCUUCAUCCUCCUCUAAUACAAGCAAAAAAGUAGGCAGCGUGUUUGACCGCGAGGAUGAGUCGUCGUCGCGCAGCGGCGGGUUGGCCGCGGUGGAGCGAAGGCAGGCCGAGAGGCGCAGGGAGCUGAUGAGGGCGCAGACUUUGCCCAAGACCUCGGCCAUGCAGGCUCGCAAAGCCAUGAUAGAGAAGCUGGAGAAGGAGGGAAGCAGCGCGGGACAUCAGGUGGUCUCCAAAGUAAACAAGGUGCAGCGGUCCACCAGCUUUGGUGUACCUAACGCUAAUUCCAUCAAGCAGAUGCUGCUCGACUGGUGCCGUGCCAAGACCCGCUCAUAUGAGCAUGUGGAUAUCCAAAACUUUUCAUCCAGCUGGAGCAACGGCAUGGCAUUCUGCGCCCUGGUGCACAACUUCUUUCCGGAGGCCUUCGACUACAGCUCCCUGAGUCCCAGCAACCGCAGGCAAAACUUUGAGGUGGCCUUCAGCAAUGCCGAGACAUACGCCAACUGCAUGCCUCUGCUGGAAGUGGAGGACAUGAUGAUCAUGGGGAACAAACCCGACUCCAAGUGCGUGUUCACCUACGUGCAGUCUCUGGUCAACCACUUGCGCAGGCACGAGAUGGCCAUGGGUCGGCCCUCUGACCUUUGACCUGUGCAUCGUGAAGACCGUUGAGCCUCGGUGUGGUGGGUCACACCUUCACGAACCAACAUGGCAGGGUGGAUUGAGUGUUUAAUAUUUCAGUCAGCAAUGUUGGUGUUGUCCUCUCCUGGAAAAAAAAAAUCACAUACUAUGUAUUUUCCAACAAAAUACUGUUGAAGGAGCUGCACUACCUUUUUAAAUGUAAUUUUUAGCACAAGCACCAGUUUGUUGCUUUUAAAAUUUCAGUCUUAUCCAUACUAGUGACACGCAACGAGAGAGGCAACAAUAUACUGUACACUACUUUUUAACUUAUUUAUACAUUUAUCGUAAAUGCAAUGUCAUCAAUCCCACUAAACAAGAAUUCUUGAGAUGCAUUAUUUCAGUUUAAUGUUGGUACAGUAAAUAUUUUUUGUGACCCACCUUGGGUCACUUUAUUAUUAAGAUUUAAGUUAUUAUUAUUCUCCUGGUGUCUUCAUUUAGCAUAUUUUUUUUAAUUUAAUACCUUCGCACUGGUUCUUUUUGUAAUUUCAGUGUAAGCUCAACUGUCUAAAUUUACUGAAAACACACAUCAGGUUCGGACAAAACUGUGUGGUCUGUGAUCGUGCCACCAUCACGCUUGUUUAUUCUUAAUAAUGGGAUUUGGAGGGGGGCGUGAAAGUGCUAACUCUAGUAGUUGUAGAUUUAAAAAAAAAAAUUAAAAAAAAAUACGGUUGCAUUUGAGGGCCUAAUGAGCUCCAGCUCUCAGUUGAGACACAACU
Phycodurus eques (leafy seadragon) is the source of this 4225-nucleotide messenger RNA. RefSeq names its product smoothelin b (gene smtnb). Gene Ontology annotation, cellular component: filamentous actin; microtubule organizing center. Gene Ontology annotation, molecular function: protein binding. The record is from RefSeq and is a predicted model, not a curated record. Gene Ontology annotation, biological process: actin cytoskeleton organization. NCBI's taxonomy places the organism in Eukaryota, Metazoa, Chordata, Actinopteri, Syngnathiformes, Syngnathidae.